This is a messenger RNA of Closterium sp. Naga37s-1, 942 nucleotides long. Lineage: Eukaryota; Viridiplantae; Streptophyta; Zygnematophyceae; Desmidiales; Closteriaceae. The record is from the annotation of a GenBank genome assembly.
AUGGGGCGUGGAAUGAGAGGGGGAAGCGUGGAGGGCACAUAUGGGGCGCAUAUUGUGAGGGCGAAGCGCGCAGCGCACUCUUCUCUUGAAAACCCCCCGGUCUGUAAGGGCCUUUGCCCCCCACCCUCUCUUCAGUUUCCCCCCUGCACGCUUCUAUUUCCCUUCCCCCCCCCCUCGCUCUCCUCAGUUUUCCCACUGCACUCUUCCGUUUCCCUUCCCCCCCCCCCCCCCCGCUCUCCUCAGUUUCCCCACUGCACUCUUCCGUUUCCCUUACCCCCCCCCCACUCUCCUCAGUUUCCCCACUGCACUCUUCCGUUUUCCUUCCCCCCCCCGCCCUGCUCUCCUCAGUUUCCCCACUGCACUCUUCUGUUUCCCUCCCCUCCCCCCCCCGCCCCGCUCUCCUCAGUUUCCCUACUGCACUCUUCUGUUUCCCUUCCCCCCCCCCCGCUCUCCUCAAAUUCCCCACUGCACUCUUCCGUUUCCCUUCCCCCCCCCCCCCCCCCCCGCUCUCCUCAGUUUCCCCACUGCACUCUUCCGUUUUCCUCCCCCCCCCCCCGCUCUCCUCAGUUUCCCCACUGCACUCUUCCGUUUCCCUUUCCCCCCUCGCUCUCCUCAGUUUCCCCACUGCACUCUUCCGUUUUCCUUCCCCCCCCCCCCGCUCUCCUCAGUUUCCCCACUGCACCCUUCUGCUUCCCUUCCCCCCCCCCCCGCUCUCCUCAGUUUCCUCACUGCACGCUUCCGUUUCCUUUCCUCCGGCUCUCUUCAGUUCCCCCCCCGCUUUCUUCAGUUCCCCCCCCCGCUCUCUUCAUUCUCCCCCCUGCUUUCUUCAUCUUCCCCCUACUUUCUUCAUCUUCCCCUUGCUCUCUUCAGUUUCCCCCGGUUCCCCCCCCCGCUCUCUUCAUUCUCCCCCCUGCUUUCUUCAUCUUCCAUCUGCUUUCUUGA